Molecule: messenger RNA, 2374 nt
Organism: Sorghum bicolor (sorghum)
Lineage: Eukaryota; Viridiplantae; Streptophyta; Magnoliopsida; Poales; Poaceae
Exons: 5
Coding region: 196-1869 (557 amino acids)
Biological process (GO): snoRNA localization; maturation of LSU-rRNA from tricistronic rRNA transcript (SSU-rRNA, 5.8S rRNA, LSU-rRNA); box C/D snoRNP assembly
Cellular component (GO): nucleus; pre-snoRNP complex
Source: RefSeq, a predicted model, not a curated record
AAAAACUGUCUGCCCGGCGCCCCAGCAGCCUGUUUCCCCUGUGUGCGCGCUUGGCAGCUCGACCGACGCGCCGUGGCGGCCGCCGCGUGCACUGAUAAACAUCCAGUUAAACCCUAGCAUCUCCCCGCAUCGCCGCACACAGCGCCCGCUGGCACGCGCCGUCCCCCUGGAGGAUCGAGCCACCACCCCACUGGAAUGGAGGACGAGCGAGAGGAGCCGCCGCCAGCGGGGAGCGCGGCCGCCAACGCCAGCUCCACCUCCGGCGGCGGCGGCGGCGGCGGGAGCAAGGGGUCCCCGUGCGAGGAGUGCGGGGAGCAGCCGUGGAAGUACCGGUGCCCCGGGUGCGUCCGCCUCACCUGCAGCCUCCCCUGCGUGCAGGCGCACAAGCGCCGCACCGCCUGCACAGGCAAGCGCCCCCGCACGGACCCCGUCCCGCUCACCCGCUUCGACGACAACCAACUCAUCUCCGAUUACAACUUUCUGGAGGAGGUGAAGCAGGCCCACGAGUCCGCGCACAGGCUCGUCGGCGGCUUCGGCGGCAACUUUGGGGGACGGGGAUCCGGCGGCGCCAAGCUGCCCGGAUGGCUCUUGUACCUCAGCAAGGCGGCGAAACGCCGGGGCGUUAGUCUCUGCUUCCUCCCCAGGGGCAUGGCCAGGAGAGAGCAGAACCGCUCGCGCCACAACUACAGGAAGGAUUGCAUAUACUGGACACUUGAGUGGAGAUUCAAUUCAACUGAUGUUGUCCUAACCGAUCAUGAGGUAGACGAGCACACAACCUUGCUCUCUCUAUUGGAAAAACAUCUUAGUCCUGGCCCUUGGAAGGAUCAGCUUACACAAUAUCGGAAUACCGAUUUGCAUGAUCUGAAACUGUUCAUUCAAAAGUGUGCCAAGCGAUCAGAGUCACCGUACCGCCUACUCAAUAUAGAAGAACCAUUGCGCCCACAGCUGAGGGGUAUACUCGUUGUUGAGUACCCAACCAUCAAUGUCUUUCUUCCGUCGGACAAUUAUGACUUUGAAAUCGAGAAAAUGGUGAACAGUCUUCAUAAAGAUGGAAAAAACCCUGGCAGCAGAACUGACGAGCCACCUGUAGAAGGCAGCGAGUUUCAUGAGGAGGAAAUAGAGGAAGGUGAGUUCUCACCUGAGACAGAAAUUAUAGAUCUCAAGGACUGUGGAGCUUCGAAUGCCUGUAAAAUUUCUCAAGCAGAUGUUACAAGUGAAUCAAAGAUUGUUAACAAUGUUGAUUCUUUUGUGCUCUCGUACCUUGGCUGUCAAGCAUUACAUGGUCAGCCAAAAGAACUGAAUCAGUAUAGCAAGAUGUCACCAAAUGGAACCUCUGGGCCUGCAGAAACUAAGUCCCGCAUGGAAGUCUGUCCUCUGGGUAUGGAGAAGACAAGGAAAAGUAGGUUGUCCUCAGAGGGGCACAUUGUAGAUCUGAAGGGGCAUGGAACUUCAUAUCCUGGCAGCAUUGCAGAGUCAGAAGGUGCAGCUGUAUCCAAGAUAGACAUCAAGAUAACAGAUUCUUUAGUAGCAUCUUCCAUCAGCAUUGUAGCAACUGAUGGUGUGAUGGGUCCUCAGCUGGAACACAGUCAACAAAACAAACGGACGCCAAGCUCAACUCCUGAAGCGCUGAAAAGGAAAUCUUGCAUGAAAGUUUAUCCACUGGACUUUGACGAGAGGCUGUUCCCAGAGGUACCCGACUUGGCCUUUGAGCAAGAGAUGAUGGAUACCUACCCAGAUCUGUUUGAGAAUAUGGAUGUUGAUGACUUCUUAAGUUGUGAUUUUGCAAUGAUGAACAGGGUUGAGCCAGUAGAGGCAACGACUGGGUUACUGUGGGACGACUUAGAGGAAGGGGAGAUUCCAACAUUGUGAAGGUAAUCGAGGAAAAUUUUUUUUGUCGUGCUAUUCCAGGACCGUGAUGCAAUGUAAUGGUAGAGUACUCACAUGUACCUAGCUGCAACUCGAAACUAUGCAGCCUCUGUUAUUCUUUAUAAUUUAUUCAGUUUCUCUGUUGUUAUGUACCUGUCAGAGUAGCAUAGAGUGUCGGGUGUUAAGGUAGCCUGUAUCUCCUUGUUGCAGAAAUUUUGGGGUUGUAACUUUGUAUAUCCCUUGUGUCUGAGUAAGAGAUGAUGGAUAUACCUACCGAGCUGUUUGGGGAUAUUUAUGUUGACUUCUUAAGCUGCGAGUUUACAAUGUUGGAAUCUCGCCUCCAAGUCAUCCCACAGUAACCAGACAUUGCUUGUACCCAGAGCUGUUUGGAGAUAUUUAUGUUGAAGAUUUCUUAAGCUGCUAUGUUUGGAUUACUGUGCGACGUCUUGAAGGAGAGAUUCCAACAUUGUGGAGGAAGAAUAUGAUACUUUUGGAAUUUAUGCUGAAA